Molecule: messenger RNA, 633 nt
Organism: Exophiala viscosa
Lineage: Eukaryota; Fungi; Ascomycota; Eurotiomycetes; Chaetothyriales; Herpotrichiellaceae
Exons: 1
Coding region: 1-633 (210 amino acids)
Source: RefSeq, a predicted model, not a curated record
AUGGAAGCAUCUUGCCCUUAUAGUCCCGUCUAUGAGGAGACCUACUUGAUUGAGUGUUCCCAACACAACACUCGACAAGCUUCACACAUGACUGUACCCAUAAUGCAAGUCCUGCCCUGCGAGAUCCCCUCUGACCUUAUAAUUCGCCUCUGCAACAUCGAGCAGACUCUUAUCGACCUCUACAAUCCUCAUGCCUUCUUCACACCCUGUGAAACUCCCUUUCACCGUCCCUACCAGCGGCAUAGCGACCUGACUCGGACCCAGAAACCUGUCUUCUUUGGGCCCACCUCCAUUCACGAAGAUGAUGCAGCACGUGUUCUCACACGCUCGAGUCACGAUUGCGGAUUUCAUGAAGAAGGCCUCGACUCCGGGGGUGAUUUUCAGUCCUGCUUCAGACAUGUCUCUCAAGAGGCACAAGGUGGGACAGAUGAUAAUGCGUGCCCCUUGUCGGAUCAGGGCGCGGAACGCUUCGGGAAAAUCUAUGUCCCAGCAUAUCAACAGUCCUUGUUACUGCUCUUGUAUAUUCCUAGAACCGUACCAGUCUACUUCAUUCAAUUCGAUGUGGACUGGGGAUCAUUGUUCGAAAAAACAAAAUCAUCCACCAUCACUACGCCAUCAGUUUUGCAAUCGUAG